AGACCUUGCUUUGGAAUCGGUUUCCCAAGUUUGUGCUGGGCUUUAUAGUGACAGCGAUCCUAUUCAACACAAUUGUACCGAUGGAGGACAGGGCCGAGGUCAACUCUUUCUCAUUCAUGGUAGGCGAAUGGUUCUCAACCAUGAGCUUUGUCAGCAUUGGAUUAGGACUUCAAUUCCAUGAACUUCGACGUGAAGCCAGACUGUUACUCAAACUGACGACGCUGUACGCUCUGGCGCAGCUCGUUGACAUUUUGAGCACAUUUGGUCUGGCCUAUAUAGCUUUUGAGAUGUUUUAGAAAAUAACAUGUAUCAUAUUAAUGAUCAGAUGCUGUAAUAUACCUGCCGUCGAUGUGGGAACGCUUGGAUAUUGGGUUUUGGUGGAUAUUGAUGAGGAUGAUAGUCUUCCUGAACUAUACGCGCCUUCACUGAUCUCACUCUUUGCGCAGCCACAAGUGGCUCCUUCUGAUUGCUCCACGUUGAUCAUGUCUGUGCUCUCGCGACUAAAACGGCGAUGUGUUGUCCCUGCACGUCAUUUUUUGCAUCUUUCACUUUUUGAGUUUCAUGUCUCAUUAUACCUCUCUCACCCACACUUUUCUUUUUUUUCUUUCUAUCCCUAUUUUCGCUACUGUUCUUAUAAUCUCACUUGUUUUAUUACAGCCCCAAAAAUAAAAAUGAGCAGUUGGCUAAGAACUACAUCCGCCAUUGAUGAACUCGUUGACAAGGCAACCUCAGAGAACUUGCCUGCAGGAAUAGAAGACUUCGCACAGAAUCUGGAGAUAUGCGAUCAAAUCAGGUCCAAGCAGGUCUCACCAAAAGACGCUGCAAAGGCACUCAAGCGCCGUAUUAGCCAUAAAAAUCCUAAUGUUCAACUACUUGCCCUGGGUCUGACAGAUGCCUGUGUGAAGAAUGGAGGUCGGCACUUUCUUGUCGAAGUCGCCUCUAGAGAAUUCAUUGACAAUAUGGUAUCUAUUCUCAAAACACCUGCUGGUUGCAAUCCUGAGGUGAAAACUAAGAUCUUAGCAUUGCUGCAGUCAUGGGGACAUCUUUUCAGAGGAAGUCCAAGCCUAGGAUAUGUCUGUGACACUUACAUGGUUCUCCAACAUGAAGGGUAUAAAUUUCCGCCUGCCGAUAAUGUCGGUGCAGCCCUUGUGGAAACCGCAGCACCUCCAGAUUGGACGGAUUCGGAUGUGUGCACACGCUGUAGAACAGCAUUUACACUUACCAAUAGGAAGCACCACUGUCGUAACUGUGGAGAUACUUUCUGUGGACAAUGCUCGAGCAAUACUAUGUCUCUACCAAACCUUGGAAUCAAUCAGGAAGUGCGUGUAUGCGAUGGAUGCUGGAUUAAGAGGAAAAUGGGUGGUAAGGGCACACCUGUUUACGAUAUCAAUAGCCUAGGUGGGCCUGCUGAGCUUGUUCCAGCUACCAGCAAACCGGCUCAAAGCAGUAGCUCGAAACCAUCUAUGGUGCAGCCACCAAACCCUUUGAGUGAGGAUGAGGAUUUGAAGAGAGCAAUUGAACUAUCGCUGAAAGAGGUUAAUACUCAACCAGGUUAUAAACCCUCAACGCAUAAAGAGCCAGAACCUACAAAAACGACAGAUGUGGCGCAUGGUAGCGACGUGGAAGAUACAGAUUUACUGGCUGCUAUUGAAGCCUCGUUGCGAGAAACCAAUUUGAGUGGAGCUUCUACUUCCACUUAUACGAAUGAGCGUCAAUCAGCCUAUGGGACAUAUACUUACACUAUUGAUACCGAGCGAGCUUCUGUGACUCCAUCAAACACUCUAACCCAAACGGAGAAAGAGAAUGUUGAGUUGUUUGCCUCACUUGUUGACCGAAUCCAGAUGAUGAACGGCGAUGUUUCAAGGGACCGAGAGGUCCAAGCACUAUAUGCGCAGAUUUCAAAGCUUCAAGCUAAGGUCGAUCAAAGUCUUGAGGAGGUCACCAAAAAACAACAGGAAGCAAUCAUGUUCAAUCAGCAGAUUGACCAAGCUGUUAGGAUAUAUGAUCAUUUGUUACAGGAGCGACUCAACAGUUCAUACCAACAAAGGAUGGGUACCAGUAAUUACGGAUAUUCUGGCCUACAGCAGCAGCAACAGCAGCAGCAACAGGGGGAUUUCGGCGCUACUUCAUCUCUUCAUGCACGCCAAGACAUCCCAGUGUACCCGCACCUGAAGGGAUCAGAACCUAGCUACAGUCAGCCCAUGCCCAAUGCACCAUACGCACCAUACUCUCCAAAUGUACCGCCCGUACAACAUAACUAUCAGUACCACUCUCCUCAGACUCCAUCUACAGCACCGUUUGUAGCGAUGCCUUUCGCAUCUGCCCCACCGCCCACUCAGUCAAUCGUUCUGCAAACACCUUAUCAGCCACUACAAGACCCAUACUAUGCUUCCGCACCAGGUCCUUCCACUUCUUUUUCACCAAUCACACAGCAAACACAUCAGCUCCAACAGCAGGAUUAUCAAACGACAAGUGCGCAGCUGCCUACCGCAGUUGAGCCAGUCGGACAUCCUUCAUACACACCUUUUAUUGGCCAACCUUUGCAGUCGUACGUGUCAACGGCACCUGCUGCACCUACACCUGUAGUUCCUGUAGAAGAGAAGCCUCUAAUAGAGUUGUAAAAAUGGAAAUUAUGAUUAAAAAAGCCACAUUAACCAUUGCA
This is a messenger RNA of Lobosporangium transversale, 2662 nucleotides long. RefSeq lists its product as hypothetical. The transcript is spliced from 7 exons. NCBI's taxonomy places the organism in Eukaryota, Fungi, Mortierellomycota, Mortierellomycetes, Mortierellales, Mortierellaceae. The coding region runs from base 318 to 2621 and encodes 767 amino acids. Gene Ontology annotation, molecular function: metal ion binding; phosphatidylinositol binding; ubiquitin binding. The record is from RefSeq and is a predicted model, not a curated record.